Molecule: messenger RNA, 398 nt
Organism: Soboliphyme baturini
Lineage: Eukaryota; Metazoa; Nematoda; Enoplea; Dioctophymatida; Soboliphymatidae
Source: the annotation of a GenBank genome assembly
AUGAAGAACACUUGGAGUGCGACUCCGGAUCUGGUGAAAGCGAACCUUUGUAGCAUUCGCGUGAAUCUGCAGAACUCCCCAUCGUCGUUGAACAGCUUCGAUAUUCGUUAUCCGCACGAAAAGACUUUGAACGACUCUGACUGUCGAUGCGACGUACAAGUGCACGACGUCAAGCUGGUAUGCAUGAAUCUUCAAGGUAGCAUCGAGGUGCCGUUCGUUGUGGCAUUUAUCGUCAUCAACGCUUCCUCACAACCGAACCUGUAUCCUUCGGUGUACCUGGUACAGUCAAGGUAUCGAAACAGAAACGCACUGACUCACAAGGUGCAAGUCAGCGAGUGGAUUACCGUUGGAUCUGUGAGUAUAUAUCUUGAUUUACUAACAGCUUAUCCAAAGUAGUC